AUGCUGGACAUGAGCGAGGCCCGUGCCCAGCCGCCCUGCAGCCCGUCCGGCACCGCCAGCUCCAUGUCGCACGUGGAGGACUCGGACUCCGAUGCGCCGCCGUCGCCUGCCGGUUCCGAGGGCCUGGGCCGCGCGGUGGGCGCGGGGGGCGGCGGCCGGGGCGACGCGGCCGAGGCGGCGGACGAACGCUUCCCGGCCUGCAUCCGCGACGCCGUGUCGCAGGUGCUCAAGGGCUACGACUGGAGCCUGGUGCCCAUGCCGGUGCGCGGCGGUGGCGGCGGCGCGCUGAAGGCCAAGCCUCACGUGAAGCGGCCCAUGAACGCAUUCAUGGUGUGGGCGCAGGCGGCGCGCCGCAAGCUGGCCGAUCAGUACCCGCACCUGCACAACGCGGAGCUCAGCAAGACGCUGGGCAAGCUGUGGCGCUUGCUGAGCGAAAGCGAGAAGCGCCCCUUCGUGGAGGAGGCGGAGCGGCUACGGGUCCAGCACAAGAAGGACCAUCCGGAUUACAAGUACCAGCCGCGCCGCAGGAAGAGCGUGAAAGCAGGCCAGGGCGACUCUGACUCCGGAGCCGAGCUGGGCCCCCACCCCAGCGGUGCCGUGUACAAGGCGGACGCGGGCCUCGGUGACGCGCACCACCACGGCGACCACACAGGGCAGACCCACGGGCCGCCCACCCCGCCCACCACCCCCAAGACGGACCUGCACCACGGGGGCAAGCCGGAGCUGAAGCCGGAAGGCCGCCGUCUGGCAGACAGCGGGCGCCAGAACAUCGACUUCAGCAACGUGGACAUCUCAGAGCUGAGCAGCGAGGUCAUCGGCAACAUGGACACCUUCGACGUGCACGAGUUCGACCAGUACCUGCCCCUCAACGGCCACUCGGCCCUGCCCGCGGAGCCCGGCCAGCCAGCCGCCGGCUCCUACGGGGGCGCCUCCUACUCACACUCGGGGGCAGCCGGCCUCGGGGCGUCCCCUGUGUGGGCCCACAAGGGAGCCCCGUCGGCCUCGGCGUCGCCCACCGAGACGGGCCCCCCGCGGCCGCACAUCAAGACGGAGCAGCUGAGCCCCAGCCACUACGGCGACCAGUCGCACGGUUCCCCGGGCCGCGCCGACUACGGCUCCUACAGUGGCCAGGCCAGCGUCACCACGGCGGCCCCGGCCGCGGCCGCCAGCUCCUUCGCCAGCUCGCAGUGCGACUACGCCGACCUGCAGGCCCCCAGCUACUACAGCCCGUACCCCGGCUGCCCGUCCAGCCUCUACCAGUGCCCCUACUUCCACCCUUCCCGUCGGCCCUACGCCUCGCCCCUGCUCAGCGGCCUCUCCGUGCCGCCCGCCCACAGCCCGCCCGGCAACUGGGACCAGCCUGUGUAUACUACCCUGAGCAGACCCUGAGGGCGCCGUGGCCCGUGGGGGGGACUGGCGUCGGAGAGGGAGAACCUUUAUCUCAGCAAAGACAGAGCCUCGGGUCUUCCGGAAGGGGUGCAGAGGCAGAGGGAGAGGAGACGGCGGCUCCGGGCAAGGGCCUGCUGACGUCUGCGGGCAGCCACGCUUGGAGCCCGACGCCCCGUUGCUUCCAGAUCUCCCCGCUCCCUUCGGCCAACAAAGCCCUCUUUUCCUUGUCGCUCGCUCUUGGCGGUGACUGGUGACUGCGCGGGGGACGGCCGUCGGGCCCUCUUCCCUGCAGACAGCAGCCCCUUGGUUUUGCAUCUCAGUGGACCCGAGGCAGCCACAGCACAAAACAAAAAGGAGGGACGAGGCGCGGGGGCUCCGGCCGCCCGUCUCCCGGGGUCCCCGCCAGCCUCGCGCCGGGAGCCCACGGGACCAGCGGCAUCCGCAGCCUGGCGAGAAUGCGUCUGUGGGAGCACCUCUCGGGACCAGCCCGUCAGCUCCGAGGGGCUCCCACAACGCAGGCUCUACCCAGCGAGGUUUGGCUGGGACUAACGCUUCCCUCGUUUUAUUUUAUUUUAUUUUUUAAGUUUUGUUUUUGAAGCUUAAACACGUUCGAUUUGUUUUGGAAGCUGUUGAAACGUAUUUAUGUUCUGUAUUAUUUUAUCUUUAAUUAAGUAAUUUGUGCAGAAAGUAGGAUUUCAAACAAAACGGAGGCCGGGUUGCUGAGCUCCAGGGCCAGGAGGACGCGUGGGGUGGGGGCCCUGGGGCUCCAGGCCCCGGGGAGGUGGCCGG
This is a messenger RNA of Lynx canadensis (Canada lynx), 2178 nucleotides long. It is a transcript of the gene SOX8, whose product is annotated as SRY-box transcription factor 8. Lineage: Eukaryota; Metazoa; Chordata; Mammalia; Carnivora; Felidae. Gene Ontology annotation, cellular component: nucleus. The coding region runs from base 1 to 1389 and encodes 462 amino acids. The transcript is spliced from 3 exons. The record is from RefSeq and is a predicted model, not a curated record. Gene Ontology annotation, molecular function: RNA polymerase II cis-regulatory region sequence-specific DNA binding; DNA-binding transcription factor activity, RNA polymerase II-specific. Gene Ontology annotation, biological process: morphogenesis of an epithelium; peripheral nervous system development; negative regulation of transcription by RNA polymerase II.